Funneliformis geosporum is the source of this 165-nucleotide messenger RNA. Lineage: Eukaryota; Fungi; Glomeromycota; Glomeromycetes; Glomerales; Glomeraceae. The record is from the annotation of a GenBank genome assembly.
AUGGUUCAAAGUCUCUUUAUUGAUACUCAUUCGGAACUUCAUGAUUUAAAUAGAUCUUUAGAAGAUUUACAAGAUGAAUAUAAAUUUAAUAUGGAUUACAACGAUAAUAAGACUACUUCUAAAGACUAUGGAGAGAGUAUACUUUCUAUAGUUGAUAAAAAGUGA